Molecule: messenger RNA, 5079 nt
Organism: Capronia coronata CBS 617.96
Lineage: Eukaryota; Fungi; Ascomycota; Eurotiomycetes; Chaetothyriales; Herpotrichiellaceae
Exons: 4
Coding region: 1-5079 (1692 amino acids)
Biological process (GO): nuclear pore organization
Cellular component (GO): nuclear pore; nuclear pore inner ring
Molecular function (GO): structural constituent of nuclear pore
Source: RefSeq, a predicted model, not a curated record
AUGGAGAGUCUCACCCGCCUACAAGACCUGCACUCCGACCUUGUUGCCUUUGCCGAAACGCGCCUCGCAAACAUUGAGCGUCUCUCGUUGGAACUAGAGGAUAGCAUCCAGGAUUUCAGGAAGCUGCUUGACAAGCCAACCUCCACAGCGGGCGAUAGAGAUGCUUACAACAGUGGGAAAAUCACGGUCGGCGACGUGGACUAUGCUAUCAAUGACGAAUUCAGACAUAUCAGCCGUGCCAUUGCCACAACCCUUGAACUGGAUGAGGUUGAGGCCGGCCGACUCCUCAUCCAGAUGCAAGCCGACCCGAAAGCAACAAGCGACACAUUUGUGGUGGAUGCCGUGAGCAAUUUCCACAAUAGAAGAGAUCUGCUGGUUCAAUGCCUGCGGAUCACGCUUCAACAAUCAUUGAACACAGAGAUCGAGCCUGGAAUCCGAGAAUUCUUUCGGAAUACCGUGACGAAGGUACUGGAGACUGAUGGUGGUGGGCCGACGGCGGGCAAUGGAUCGCUCUAUGCGAGAAAAUGCCUGAGCACACUGGAGGAUAUCGAGAGGCUUCAGGUUAAGGUCUCAGAUGCGCUGCAGAGCAAGGCAGUACUGGGAGAGCCACGAGGUCCUGAGUUUUAUGCGACACUCGAGUUUCAAAGAGACAGUCUGUUUAAGCAACACGAGGCUCUCGCUUGCAGUCUGGCAUACCUUUUUCAAGGCGACUACACCCAUCCCGAGGAUCUUCGGAAGCUCAACAGCGCUGUCAAGCGCUUCAACCGCCUGGAAUUCAACCUUAUUCACUAUCUCCCGGCCUUUUCGUCAGCCUUUCGGCAGUAUGGGUCUCCAGGAGCCCAACUCUCCCAAGAGAGUUGUACCUCACUAGAUGCUCUCUUUGGCCCGAUACCCCAGGAUUCGGCUUCUGCAGCCGUCCGGCCCUUUUACGCCGUGCUGAGUCUGUGGUGGACAGUGGAAUAUAGUGGACAGUUCCGAGAUCUGGCAGGCCAUGAUGCGGAUUCAGAGAAGAGGGCAAAUGCGGUGAAGACGGCUCUGAAAGAAGAUUCCUUGGAAUUCAUGCUUGCCAUAUUUACGAGCAUGAACUCUGAUGUGUGGCGACAUCCGGCAAGACAGGAAUUAGUCGCACUUCUUCUUAGCGAAACCGCUUUCGCUCUUGACGGUGACCAGACGUCAUCCUAUUUCCGCCUGCACUUCAUGGAGUCUCUAGACAAUUUCAUCGAAGCAUUCAUUUCAAACAUGCCAGACUCCAUCCGAAAGCUCAAGACCGAGGAGGACGAUCAGCGGCUGAAUCAGCUCGUUGCCAUGCAAGAAGGUCUCCCGCCCGAUCAUAGAGGCGGAGCCGUGAGCAGGCUGCAUCUGGAAUGCCUCCUGGUUCUCAUCUCGUUCUCAUUCGAAGGCAGACCGGAAGCGGCUGAACAGUGGUGGGACGAUCCGGACAGCAAUCUCUAUGGCUUCCUUCAGUGGGCGUCCAGAAGGCAGACAGUCCCCAGAGUGUGUGCCUUCUGUGAGCUCUUGUGUUCCAUUUCUGAGGAGCAGGAAUGUGCCGAAGCGGCCCACAAGUUUCUGCUGGAUGAGUCCCAGCCUGCUUCGACCCGUGGGCGCCGCAACCCGUCCAUGAAUUACCAACAGAUCUUUGCCGAACUCGACCUCUACGCGCACAAGGUCCAUGAGCGGGCUACAACGUCUCAGUUACCGACCAUGCGAAAAGUCCUACCAACAGAUAUGAACGAGCUGGAAAGCCCCGUCAUGCUGUCUUGCUACCUGCGCCUUCUAGCCCACCUGAGCCGGCAGCCCAGCGGAACUCGGGACUAUAUCCUGACUACAAUGAGUCCGGCGUUUCCGCAGUCUUUAUUACUCCUCAGCUCUGGGCCGAUCCCCAGCUAUUUAAGAGCGAGCGUCUUUGCGGCUCUUGACGCUCUGCUCACAGACAAAACAGCGCAAACAGCUACCAUGCUUUGGCAGAUUCUUGAUGACUGGGCAUCCCACAGCCAUGAAAUCCUUCGAUCAGCCACGGACAAAGCUGUCCAGGCUUCCAAACCGACUCUCCUCGACCUGCAAAACACCCUUAUCUCAAUUGCCGUGUCGUUCGACCAGUAUGACACGUUUGUCGUCCUGCUGCGCGAUCUGACUGUCACACUGCCAUCCACUGGCUUGGGCGCUGAUUUGCUUCCGUUCCCCGGUGACCUAGGCUCAUCCUACCGGAGUCCUGGCAUCGGACCAUACGUCGACUUUGUCUGUGGUCAAGUCUUCGUCAAACGCGUGCCCGAAAUUGGUGAUGAGGUUCAACGAUCUAUUGGCUCGUUCCAUUGCCUGGAAUUCGUGGCUGUUUGCUUGGAGGGUUUCAACGAAGACUUCGUGGCAAUGGCAGAUCAUACUAGCAGUUCUCAGCGCCAGCCUGCGCAAGACACACCGCUUGCCGCUGUGUAUGCUCGGCGUAGUCCGUUCGCGAGACUUAUGCAGUGGUUACUCAGCGUUGAAAUGAACAAGGCGCUCUUGGAGACUCUGAGCUUGUCUGCAGAUGUGGUCGAAGGCGCCCUGCCGGAUUCGCCCUUGCUUCUCAACCUGCAACGCGCCAUCGACAUCAUCAAUCGAGUGCUUGACUUGCAGCCGACAUACUUCGACAUAGUGAAACCAAUCAUUCUGGCCCAGCCAACACAGGACGCGCCCCUUGCGCGAACCAGCGUCAGCUGCAUCGAGGACAGUGUGGCUGCUCACCCGGAAGUUAUACUCAAUCUGUGUCAAUACGCAGCGGCCAGCCACUCUGAGCUCGCGCUUCGGGCUCUUGCAUUGUUGCAGAAGCUCUCCAGCUCCCCCAAGCUGAACAAUCACUUUCUGAUGACGGAGUCGGUUCGAGGCCGUACAAGAAGGAUAGUUGACAUGUUGGGUCCGAACGUUGGGUUUGAGCUCGACCCAGUUGCCAAAAGCAUGUCCUCCAGACUUCGAUUCGACAUCAGAGAGCUCGAAGACGGCUUUGAGUCAAUGGGCUAUCUGAUCAAGGAUGGAAUACUAGCGUUCUUCAACGCAUGCCUCGAAGCACAACCAGAGCUCCCGACGCUUGCACAUCUCCUUCUUGGUUUUAGCAAGCUGGGCGAACGUCUGGCCAUUUCCGACUCGAUUGACGCAGGGACCUCUGUCUUCCAUGCUGUCGUCGACCUGAUUCAAAACUACCCUGACAAUGAAAACGGGGUCCUAUUAUCGUGGCUAAUCCACAUCAAGGCUGCCGCAUUGCGGGUGAUGAGGCAGCUUUGGAAUUCGCCUUUGUCAACGUCUAUCGUGGUCGGACAACUUCGCAGACUUCAAUUCCUGCAGUCGCAAUACCUGAGUCAAGUCGUCGUCUCGCAGCAGACUGUGUGGGAUGGCAAUACUGUCCUCCACACCGCGUUUUGGUAUAGCACAUCCGCCGAAGGCCUAGCCGAGUUUCUUGGGCUGCGAGCAUCGCUUUACAACUACACCGCAAUGGAGUUGAGGGCAGCUUCUGCGGACCAAUUGUCAACCACACUGCGACAAGCUUUGUCAACACUGCAAGGAAAGACCACCGACUUUGACGGCACGCUCAUUACAAAUCCCGAUGUUUUCACCCUAUUCGACUUCCUGGAGCUUGAUCUUUCCGCCUCGUUUGAUCUGGAGUCGGAAUUUUAUGCUUCGAUCGAGUUCGACGCUUACCUCACUGAAGCAUUCGAGGGCGCGCCGAGUCUGUAUGAUAUCAAGCUGAUACGCGAGUCGCUCUAUGCUUACCAAGUCGAAAUCAUGCAAAAGGCGAUCGAGAGUCCUGGAAGCAACAAGAUUGACGAACAGGCCUUGAUAGCUGAUGCCGAUCGCAUACUAGCGACCCUGGAAGCGCGCAACCGUUGGACCAUCGCCCACAAGGCUAGGAGUGACGCUUUGCACGAAUAUGUGGAGAUGAUCAUCGCCAUCAUCGAGUGUUGCUCCAUGGAUCAACCAGCAAAGUCCCAGUUUAUCCUGCGGAUGCUCCAAAUCCUUCUGCCCAAACUCGAUGUCUUGAUCGUGGAUGAGUCUGCCGAUGUGGUCGAACUCGCUCGGGCAGCGGAUGCCCUACUCUUUUCACUUUCCGACACGCCGCCGGCGAACACCCAUACAAACAACCUCAUAACGGAGAAGCUGUUCCAGCUCUUCCGCGCAUCAAUCGAGGGAAUACCAGCGACAAACUCCAACGCGAAUCUUCGAGCUGUCUUCUACAGUAUCUGUUCCCAAUACCUCGCCAGAAUCACAAACUUCGGCAGUGACAGCACAGAUGCGAAUGCCAAAGCUCGCAGAAACAGCAUGGACUGCAUCCGAUCAGCCAGCCAGCGCCUGGUGCAGAUUCUGUGCGACGACGCGGAGGAUGGCGUGGAUCCAUGUCGUCUCAAUGCGCUGAACCUCCUAGCCCUGCUUACUUCACUGGCGCGGAUGGAGAAAUCCAACUACCUCCUCAAUGCCCUUGUCAAGGCCAACGCACUGGAGAUCCUCAUAGAGCCCUCGAAGCAUAUCGCCCUCGAGUUCCAGAACUCGGAUCCAGCCUAUCGCCCCUAUCUUCUAUCCAUUUUCGAAGCCCGUAUGCUGCUGCUCCUCCAGCUCUCACGGACGCGCGAAGGCGCCAGCGCCAUCCUCGACGCUGGCCUGAUGGCUGCGACGCGCGAGUCGAUGCUCUUCCGCGCCGACCCCGACCUCGGCAUUUCCAUGGUUCCUCUUGGCCCGGCCGACGACAUCGACAUACCAUAUCCAAGCAUAAACGCAGCUGCAGCUGCAACCGCACUCGGAUCAAUCGCCUCAGCCUUGCACACGUACUAUGUCCUCUUGUCGUCGACGCUGCGGGUGCUUCUGUCGACCUUCCUCUCGCGCGGUGCGCAGAACGAGCAGAUCCAGUUCCUGGCGCGGACCUUCCUCACCGACCACCGUGCGAACAUGGUGGGCGUGUUCAAGAAGUAUGCCGGCGUCAAUGGGAAACUGGACGCAAAGAUCCGGCCUCUGGUCGCGGAGUGUGUCAGGUGCUAUACUGGUCUAGCUACGCUGUCUGGGUUCAUUGAUUUUGAGGAUGCGUCCGGCUUGGAUCCAACACAAUACCAGGGCUUCUCGUGA